Hemibagrus wyckioides is the source of this 737-nucleotide messenger RNA. It is a transcript of the gene lsm1, whose product is annotated as LSM1, U6 small nuclear RNA associated. Bases 114 to 515 code for a protein of 133 amino acids. NCBI's taxonomy places the organism in Eukaryota, Metazoa, Chordata, Actinopteri, Siluriformes, Bagridae. Gene Ontology annotation, molecular function: RNA cap binding. Gene Ontology annotation, biological process: deadenylation-dependent decapping of nuclear-transcribed mRNA. The transcript is spliced from 4 exons. The record is from RefSeq and is a predicted model, not a curated record. Gene Ontology annotation, cellular component: P-body; Lsm1-7-Pat1 complex.
GACCCGGAAGCAGCUUGAUCUGCGUCACGUCCUGUGAAUUAAGGCUACAUGUUUCAAAUGGUUCAUGACUUGAUAGUUUUAUUCCGCAAAAUAAACUCAACAAAUGUGAGAGAAUGAACUACAUGCCGGGAACAGCCAGUCUCAUCGAGGACAUCGACAAGAAACACCUGGUUCUGCUGAGAGACGGGAGAACACUGAUCGGGAUUCUCAGGAGCAUUGACCAGUUCGCGAACCUGGUUCUGCACCAGACGGUGGAGCGGAUCCACGUGGGGAAAAAGUUCGGAGAUAUUCCUCGAGGGAUAUUCGUGGUCAGAGGAGAAAAUGUGGUUCUGCUGGGAGAAGUAGAUCUGGAUAAAGACUGUGAUCAGAUCCUUCAGCGCGUCUCCAUCGAGGAGAUCCUGGAGGAGCAGCGUGUGGAGCAGCAGGCCAAGCAGGAGUCAGAGCGGCUGAAGCUGCAGGCGGUGAAAGAGCGAGGUCUGUCCAUUCCCAAAGCGGACACACUGGACGAUUUCUGAAGCUGGUCAUUUUCCGUGAAGAGACGUCACGUUUAAACCGGUCACUACACAAAAGUGACCUUUUUUUUAUUUGGAAUGAAAUCGCGUCACCGAAAAUGAUGAAUUUAUUUGGUUUCUCUUUUCCUUUUUUAAAGCAGUCGCUCCGUAUUCGACUGCAGCCGUCCGCCAUCUUUAAUUUCUCUUUUUAUGGAAAACGGAUGAUGGACAAAAAAAAAAACAGAA